UCUGGAGUCAGGUAUGGGACAGAGUUGACUGUUAAGAAAGCAGCGGGUCCUCACGGCUAUUUUCAGAUAUAGUAUUCCUUCUAGAGGUAGAGUAAUCGGUUUUUACCUUCCAUCUAUCAACUUAAUUUCAACAUGACCGUCAGUUGAUAGCCUACUAAACAGCCUGAAUGAAGGGUCAUGUGAUGGAGAUUGAAGGGCCAUGGACAGAGGUUUUCGAGUGCUCAGAGAGGAAGCAGGACCAUGGAGAGGAAGAGCUUCUGGGCAGUUCGACCCUUACUCUGGCUCCUCUGGUACCCCGACCUCCUCCUGUUCAACGUUCCCAGCCCCUCAUUAUCACUAAAAGCAGGACAAAAGGGUCUAGGCCAUUGUCAUCCUCCGUUCCAUCCAUACCAAAUCCUUUUCCAGAGCUCUGCAGCCCUUCUCAGUCCCCUGUCCUGAUUGGUUCACACUCACCUCAAUCAAGUAACACUCAUCUAGUCAAGGUGUUUGGAGAGGACAGUCACAGCAGGUGUCUAUGGGUCUCCGCGGGGGCUACAGCCAGGGAGGUGUGUGAUAUAUUGGUCCAGACAGCUCACUGCUCGGACCAGAAGAACUGGGCUCUCAUUGAGCUGCACCAAGCCCUGGGUCUGGAGCGAUGUCUGGAGGACCAUGAGGUGGUGCCGGAUGUGCAGGCCCGGUGGCAUCCAGAGGGCGACACCAAGCUUGUCUUCCGCAAAAACUAUGCCAAAUAUGAAUUCUUCAGGAAACCUAUGCAGUUCUUUCCUAAGAACAUGAUCUCUGACAGCGCUGAUGUCACCAAGGGCAUGACAUCAUCAGAGCUUAUUCAGAACAUGUCUGGAGCGUGUCCAGAGAUCCAGGGCUUCCUGCAAAUGAAGGAGCGCAGCCGCAAGACCUGGAAGAAGGUCUUCUUCUUCCUCAGACGCUCAGGCCUAUACUUCUCCAUCAAGGGCUCCUCCAAGGAACCUCGCCACCUUCAGUGUAUAGAUGAGCUGAAGGACUUAAAUGUCUACACAGUCACCAAUAGCCGCAAGCUCUAUGGAGCCCCUGUUGACUUCACUUUCUGUGUCAAGCCUUGUAAAGAUGGAUUUCGUGCUCAGAACAUAACGCUUCUGUGUGCAGAGAAUGAACAAACCCGCACCUGUUGGAUCUCAGCUUUCAGACUGUUCAAGUAUGGGAGUCAGCUUCAGUACAACUUCCAGCUGUCCCAGUCGAGACCACAGUGUGCAGAGGGCACCUUGUGUACAGACACCAAGCAAAGUGAGUCCGAGGACACCCUUGUGGCCAUGGACUUUUCGGGGAAGGCCGGAGGUCGGGUGAUCCAGAACCCCAGAGAGGCCCAGAGUGCAGAAAGAGAGGAGGGGCAGGCCUGGAGGAGAAGAGAGGCCUUGAGGUGCAGCCUUCCCAACCCCAGCCCAGGAUCACGCCCCUCCUCCAUCCACAGGACCCAGCCUUGGUUCCAUGGUGGUGUAUCCAGAAAAGAGGCUGAAAAGCUGAUAGAGGAACAGGGACAUGUGGAUGGGAUGUUCCUCAUCCGUGAAAGCCAGCAGCACACUCAGUGUUUCGUCCUCUCACUGUGUCACAAGCUGAAGACCAAACACUACCUCAUCAUUCCUUGUAAUGAGGGAGGUAGGAAUUACUACACCAUGAACGACGGUGAAACGCUCUUCAUCGACCUGCUCCAAUUGGUUGAGUUCCACCAGAUCAACAAAGGCAGUCUCCCUGUUUGCCUCAAACAUCCCUGUGUCUGUGUAGCUCUCUGACCCCUGCUGCUGUCCUUGGGUAACCCUGUUUUGCCAGUAAGGGAAAUCGUGUAGGACCAUAGGUACUUCUGACUGACCAAUGGUGCGGCAGCCUAGAUGGAUGUAGCCUAGAGACUGACAACACAUGAAAAACCCACUGUGGUAGCCAAGAUGGUUUUAAGUCUGACAACUGUGUAUUUCCUGUUUUCUGGUGAAUGAAGUCUGACCCUAAACCCUCCCUUUGUGCUUUAAACUGAUCCUUUUUGAUUAUGUUUAAAUUAUCCAGUUUUAUUCUGUUAAUAAUCACUGUAACGGAAUUAAACUAUUCCUUUUCAGGUCAAAUUGUCAGGUGAAUGUCAUUCCUUUUAUUCAUAGUUGAAAUGCAGAUUAUACAGAGUACACCCCCAGCAUCUUCUACCCACCAGCUGUAGCUUAUUUUAUGAUGUAUUUUCAGUUUUAUGGCCAUAUUGUUUUUUGAAGAUAUCUCCUAGUUUUACACUUUAAUAAAUGAGUUAUAUUUCCUGUGAUGACUGUAUAAUUAGGCAAUUUUGCUUGCACUUGCUGACACAGCUAGCUUUGUUGUCCUGAUAUACUGCAUUGUGAUGUAGUCUAUUGAUUUGGCACAAUAACCUAAGUGGACUGUGGAACAUUCGGCCUCUAGAGGGCAGUCUUUAACACCGAAUAGUACAAAUAUUACUUUGACAUAAGGUGUCUACAGUGAGAAAAAAAGAUGGUUAUUUAGAAGUACAAAAUAAUGGUGAAUAUUUCAUCAAUUCAGGAAUAAAUCUACGUGAUUGUCUCUUCGACCACUCAGUAACAUAAACCUGCUGGAGCUGAGUUGUUAAAGGACAUUAAAAUGUCUACAGUCAGUCUUCUGUGUGUUCUGAGAGAUGGGGCUUUGUGCUUAUUCAUGGUGAUUUGUCUCGAUGUGUCUUUGUUUAGUGAACAUUUAAUUCUCAAAUAUGGACCCUAUAAAGUCCUUAAAUCAAUAUAACACAAAGCACUCUUAACUUGCAUAUAUUUGCACAUUGUUGGUGAAGGGAAAACCUGUAUUGAGGUGCCUUACAACUUUUCCUUGCUUGAAAAGCAUUUGACUUCACCCCUUAGUGUCCCGCUGUGUUCACAUGUAAAGCUUAAGGAUUAGCAGCCUUCUUUUAAAUGACAUUCCACAUGUACUUACCGUCUGCUUUUGAAUCUUGCACUUGCUUUCAUUCUUCAUAUAUCCAAGAAGUGUUGUUAGAUGUUCAGUUUGUACACCAAGUUAUUCGAUACACAAGGCCAGUUAAAUUUCCCCUUUGUGUCCCCUUUUCAAACAAUUGAAUUCCAAGGUUAAGAUUGUAAGAUUUUUGUGCAGUUGAUGUGGUUGUGUUGUCAUUGCACAGUAGCUUCUACCAAACUGUAUUUUAUGUACCUAUAAUAAAUAUAUUCAUAAUAAAAAAAUUA
Molecule: messenger RNA, 3182 nt
Organism: Hypomesus transpacificus
Lineage: Eukaryota; Metazoa; Chordata; Actinopteri; Osmeriformes; Osmeridae
Gene: grb7
Product: growth factor receptor bound protein 7
Exons: 15
Coding region: 168-1760 (530 amino acids)
Biological process (GO): signal transduction
Source: RefSeq, a predicted model, not a curated record